This is a messenger RNA of Photinus pyralis (common eastern firefly), 357 nucleotides long. RefSeq names its product NADH dehydrogenase [ubiquinone] 1 beta subcomplex subunit 4 (gene ND-B15). Gene Ontology annotation, cellular component: mitochondrion. The record is from RefSeq and is a predicted model, not a curated record. Lineage: Eukaryota; Metazoa; Arthropoda; Insecta; Coleoptera; Lampyridae.
UUUCGUCUACAUACAAUUAUUAUUGUACAGUUUUUAGUUUCCAUGAAAAGUACGUCUUUUUGUAGGAACGGGCAGCGCUGUAAAUCGUAUUUAUAAAAUUCCGUCCAUAUAAACAUCUUCACGUCAUGGCAGAGAAAGAUUUAGCGGCGGAGCUGUGGAACUACAGUGCAACUGGUACGUACGUAAAGUUGUUUUUAACUCGUAGUCAGUAGCAACAUGGCCGAGCAAUAUGAUGUUUCUCCAACAGAAAAGAAGGAAUUGCUGGAUCGUAUGAAAAGAAGAACGGCUCUAAGGGAAGAAUUUUUAAGAUUGUCUACUAAUCCUCAUCGACACAGCUUGAGCGAAGGUGGCGUUGUG